Messenger RNA from Tremella mesenterica DSM 1558, 1659 nucleotides. RefSeq lists its product as uncharacterized. NCBI's taxonomy places the organism in Eukaryota, Fungi, Basidiomycota, Tremellomycetes, Tremellales, Tremellaceae. Gene Ontology annotation, molecular function: superoxide-generating NAD(P)H oxidase activity. Gene Ontology annotation, cellular component: NADPH oxidase complex; plasma membrane. Bases 1 to 1659 code for a protein of 552 amino acids. The transcript is spliced from 18 exons. The record is from RefSeq and is a predicted model, not a curated record. Gene Ontology annotation, biological process: superoxide anion generation; defense response.
AUGUCAGUUGGAACUUUGUUCAAGCGCGAACUUACGGGGAGGAGGUUGAUAUGGAAUGUGUUGUGGUAUGGGGUGCAUUUCUUCCUAUUCGCCUAUGGUUGGUACUCUCAAGAAACCAACACACGACUCGCAGCCUUGAAUGGAUUGAAGUUUUCGGUCUGGACAUCUCGUGGAGCUGGGCUGGUCCUAGCGUUUGACGGGGGGAUGAUUCUGUUGCCUAUGUUGAGGAAUAUAAUAAAACUUGUCAGACCGAAAUUACAAUGGCUCUUUCCCGCCGAUGAGAAUAUCUGGUUUCAUCGUCAAGUAGCUUACCAGAUGUUAUUCUGGACUAUGGUGCAUACUACCGCGCACUAUGUCAACUUUAUCAACGUAGAGAGGACUCAAGUCCGAAAGCAGACAGCGUGGGAGAUCCACUAUACUCAACCGGGUGGACUCACAGGUCACGUCAUGUUGCUCAUCAUGCUUCUCAUCUAUACCACCGCUCACGCUUCGGUUCGACAACAAUGUUUCGAGGCGUUUUGGUACACUCAUCAUCUCGCUUUCUUCUUCAUGGUCGGUUUGUACACCCAUGCGACCGGCUGUUUCGUUCGAGAUUCCGUCGAUCCGGAUUACAUCCCUACCUUUCCCUUCUACUCGACUGAUCAUUGUCUCGGAUACGAGAGUUGGAGGUUCACCAUCUGGCCUGGGAUCUUGUACUUUGGUGAGAGAAUGUGGCGCGAGGUUCGUGCCAGACGUCAAACCAAUAUCGUCAAAGUCCUCUCUCACCCAUCUGGCGCUCUUGAAGUCCGUUUCGUCAAGCCAAGUUUCAAGUACAAAGCCGGUCAAUGGCUGUUCCUCAACUGUCCCGAUGUCUCAAAGUUUCAAUGGCAUCCGUUCACCAUUUCCUCUGCUCCUGAAGAUCCAUUCGUCUCGGUCCAUAUACGUCAAGUCGGAGAUUUUACCAAAGCAUUCGGUGCCCGACUGGGUGCUCAGGUGAACACAGUCAGCGGUGAACAGUUGGUCGGGGAGAAAGAUGUCGGUAGGCGAGGAGACUUCAUUGAGAUCAACCCAAGCAGUAUUGGUUUGGGUAUGCCCACAUUGAGGAUUGAUGGACCAUAUGGUGCACCCGCCGAAGACGUUUUCAAAUCGGAAGUCGCUGUCUUGAUCGGUGCUGGUAUUGGUGUAACCCCAUUUGCAUCCAUCCUAAAACAUAUCUGGUACGCUCAAAAGGCCGGUCGUCUUGGUGCUCUGCGCAGAGUCGAGUUCAUUUGGUCGUGCCGUGAUACCGGCUCGUUCGGUUGGUUCCAGAGUAUUUUGGAAGAAAUUGAAGCUGCCCAGACUGAUCCCAACUUUUUACGCAUCUCGAUCUACUUGACACAGAAGAUGGACAUUGACGCCGUACAAAACAUUGCGAUCAAUGACGUGGGACAAGAGUACGAUCCAUUGACUCUCCUCCGUUCCCGGACGUUAUUCGGUCGACCAGAUUUCCGCCAAAUCUUCUCGUCGCUCUCGAACAGUAUCGAGAAUGGAUCGUAUCUUCAAGGCAGGGAGGCAAGUUUACGCACUCGCUUGGGUGUUUAUUUCUGUGGCCCAAACAACCUAGCUAGGGUCAUCCGUACUGAAGCGAUGAAAUGUAAGACUCCUAACGUAGAUGUCAAGUUUGUCAAGGAGCAUUUUUAG